Messenger RNA from Gastrolobium bilobum, 545 nucleotides. RefSeq lists its product as uncharacterized. Lineage: Eukaryota; Viridiplantae; Streptophyta; Magnoliopsida; Fabales; Fabaceae. The record is from RefSeq and is a predicted model, not a curated record. The coding region runs from base 94 to 324 and encodes 76 amino acids. The transcript has 2 exons.
UUGUGCACGGAACCUCUCUUACCAGCAGAAAACAGUGCAGUAUUUUUUCCGAGUUGGAUCGUGAGUUUGUGAAUCGGUGUGCGAAUAAGAGCCAUGGGGUUGACGAACUUCGUGUUGACGGUGGCCGGUGUUACCGCCGCCUUUCUUCUUCUGAGGAGUGACGUGAAGCAAUCUGCGUCAAUAUUCAAGCGCAACGUCAAGCACAUUCGCAACUGGCUCGAAGAAGAAACCGCUGCUUCUUCCAAAGCAAUGGAGAAGUCCACUCCAAAAGAAUUGGAAACAAAGGUUCCUCCAAAAGACAUUCCUAAGGAGGACAAACACUAAUGUUUAUGCAGGUGAUGGGGAUGUUUGUUGCAGUAAUUUUGUUUUUUUCAUUGUGUUUCUCUCUUACUGUCUUUGAAUAGUUGUAUGGUUUUUUUUUUUUUUUUUCACUAAAAUGAAUUCUUUAUCAAUAUCUGUUAAUAUAACUCUUGAAGGACCCUUAUAUUCUAUGUAUCUACCAAUAAUGAGAAAAGUUAUGGUUAUUCCGCAUUCCCAGUUUUUAA